CUUAACCUCUUGUCAAAAUCAUCGAUGGAUCUGCAGAUCGUUGGCCGUCACGCGCUCUUCUUCGACGAUGAUUCGAUGGCAACCUUCGUCAACUCCCCGACGGCGCUCGUUGACUGGAACAGCCUUUUCAUUGACCGCUACGAUGUUCGUCACCUCCUCUCUUCUCUCCCUCCUCCGCGUCCCAAGCGCCGCCGUCCGAUCUCAGACGAUCCUAACUUGGAUGCUGAUCUCGAUCACGAGCGUUAUCUUGAUUUACCGGCGGAGUCUCCAUCUCCGUCGCACGAUGAGACUGAUAUCAAUGAUGGUUCAGCAAGUACAAAUGCCGAUGGCUUUCGUGCUGUACCCUAUUCAUACGGAAGCUCCAGUGAUUUAAAUGACCAGAAAACUGCUGAUGUGGAAUCUGGGUUUCACCCGCCUUUCCACGUGCCUGGUUAUUUACUUCAACACCUGCCCCCAAAUGAGAAAUUACAUCAGAUCAUGACAAGAACUUCCAGUUUUGUAAGCAACCAUGGCGGCCAAUCUGAAAUUGUCUUGAGAGUCAAACAAGGAGGCAACCCAACAUUUGGGUUCUUGAUGCCAGACCAUCAUCUUCACCCGUACUUUAGGUUUCUUGUUGAGCAUCAAGAGCUUUUGACAGGAAAAUCUUCUGUAGGAGAUAAAAAAGUUGAAGGUGGGAAAGAUAGUGGAGCUUUGUCCUUGCUUGGUUCGGUUUAUGGGACUGCAGAAGAUGAAGAUACUAAAGAAGAGUCAGCAACGGACGGUAAAACAAAGGAUUCUGCUGAAGGUGAUGAAGCUUAUUCCAGUGGACCUGAAGUGUCAAAAGAAGCUGCAAAGAUUGCCACUGUGAGAGAUGUAUCCUCUAAGCAUUCUCUUCAAGCAUCUUUGAUAAAAAGAAAUCCUUCUGUCAGCGCUGUUAAUGUCGUUGAGAGGAAGCAGAUCAAUACAGAAGAUCAUGCUACAGAAAAACCUUCGACUUCUGAAAAGCUGCAGUCUUCUACAAUGCUGGCACAACCCAAGCCUGAACUGCAAAUUGUGGAGCCGCCUAUUGAGAUGAAAAGAGCGAUCGAUAAGAUAGUUGACUUCAUCCAAAAGAAUGGGAAAGAACUCGAGGCUACUCUUGCUGCACAGGAUGUUAAGUACGGGAUGUUUCCAUUCUUACGUCCAGCUAGCUUAUACCAUGGAUAUUAUCGGAAGGUUCUCCAAGAAGCUGAGUUAAGAGCAUGUAAUAAAGGCGAUUUUACCAAGAAGGAAGACAUGAAGCAAGAGAAGAUGGUCAGUGCUGUAAAAGAUGAUAAACCCGCUUUGGGGAGUGACUUACGGGAUGAUUCUGCUAAGAGAGAGAAACAAAAAAUGGUUAGUGACAAGCCAAAGAUUGAGUUACAAAAGGAACCAUUCAAGCCCGUCGAACCGCAGAUGAGGGUCAAUGUAGAUGCGAAUACUGCUGCUGCUAUUCUUGAAGCUGCCAGAAGAGGCAUAAGGAAUCCCCAGUUAGGGAUCUUAUCAGGCAAACCCUUGGAUAAGACUUCUCAGAGCCUUGGAAAUGAUGGAAGUAAUAUUUCAUCUAAGCCCCCUGAUUUGCCUAAAUCUACGGGUCAACUGGUUUCUAGCUCGGCAGCUGCUGCUAGUGAAGCUGAUUCUUCCGAAGCAGGCUUGUCGAAGGAGCAGAAGUUGAAGGCAGAAAGAUUGAAACGUGCAAAAAUGUUUGUGGCCAUGUUAAAGCCUGGUGCCCAGGCAGCUGAACCAUCGCGAAGCUUAUCUGUGGAACCGGUGGCUUCUGUAUCAGUUUCUAAUGCUGCAAAAGAACGAGAAGGUAGCUCACUUCCAUCUGAAAGUGAGACGAAACAAGCAGAUGAUGGUAACAGUGGUGAAAGACGAUCAAAGAGAAACUACCGCUCCAGAUCACAGAGAGAUGCAGAUGAUGAAAUGGGAGAAGAAGAAGAAAACAAUGAGGAGAGCAGCAUGGAGGAAGUUACAGAAGAUACCAAAAUUGAGAAUAAGCAUUCAAGUAGAAAACGGCAUGAGAGGCAUAAGCAUAAGACACGACACUCUUCCAAGGACAGACAUUUACGGGACAAGCGCAAGCAUGAGAGCUCUUCGGAGGAUGAGUAUCACAGUCGUUCCCGUCAUAGGCACAAACACAGCAAAUCUUCAGACAGGCAUGAGCUAGAUGAUUCUUCUGAUACCGAGCGUGAGCACCGACACAGAUCUAGUAAGCAUGACAAAGAUGCUGAUUAUUCCAAGGACAAGCGUAGCCAUCGUCACAAAUCCAGGAAGCAUGAUAAGCAUCUUGAUUCAUCUGAUGAUGAGCAUCGCCGACACCACCGACACAGAUCCAGUAGACGCAAGCACGAGGACUCUUCCGAUAGUGAGCAUGGUCAUCGAAAGAAGUCUAGUAAACGUAUAAAGAAAGAUGAGAAAAGAGUGGAAGAGGAGAGUGAUUCAAAGUCAGAUCAGCCUGAUCGAAAAGCUUCUCCUGAACAUAACAACAUCAUGCACCCACAAAACGAACCAGCUCAAGUUUCAGAUGAGCUGAGAGCCAAAAUACGUGCCAUGUUAGCUGAUACCUUGUAAGUUCGUUGACCAUCAUGUGAAAUGGUUAGUGAGCAUCUUUUGACAAGCAUUAAAGGUAAAAGCGUCGCCUUGGUGUAAAGGUCAGUCUCUUGAGAUGCUUGGAAGUAGGGAUGAAGUUAAGAGUGAGUUUCUCACUUUUGUUGACGUAAGAAAAGAACUCAACACGCAAGCUUUUUUUCGAAAUCUAUGAUUGUUGUCAAUGUUAUAGUCCCAUUCAUUACUUGAAGCUUACCCUUAUUGGAUGGACCUUACUGAGCCCCUAUUCUCAAUUGAAAAGGCAAAAUAUUAGGAAAAUCCUUCUUUUUGGGUUCGAAUCUCUCUUUAUCUUGUUAGAUUUCAUUUGUUGGUGCUUUGUUGAAGGUGUAUUUUCUGCUUUUUGUUUUUUUCUACGUAAAAUAAGAGUGAGUUUCUCACUUUUG
Messenger RNA from Eruca vesicaria subsp. sativa (arugula), 2990 nucleotides. NCBI's taxonomy places the organism in Eukaryota, Viridiplantae, Streptophyta, Magnoliopsida, Brassicales, Brassicaceae. The record is from the annotation of a GenBank genome assembly.